This is a messenger RNA of Gadus morhua (Atlantic cod), 1062 nucleotides long. RefSeq names its product BCL2 interacting protein 3 like b (gene bnip3lb). NCBI's taxonomy places the organism in Eukaryota, Metazoa, Chordata, Actinopteri, Gadiformes, Gadidae. The transcript is spliced from 6 exons. Bases 196 to 918 code for a protein of 240 amino acids. Gene Ontology annotation, biological process: mitochondrial outer membrane permeabilization; defense response to virus; positive regulation of apoptotic process. Gene Ontology annotation, cellular component: nuclear envelope; endoplasmic reticulum; mitochondrial outer membrane. The record is from RefSeq and is a predicted model, not a curated record.
GGCGUCAUCACACAGCUCCAGGAAGACGCGCGUCACACACGCCCCACAGCUCAUGGUUGCACUGCACUGGUUUGCACGACCGCUCUUCCGAACAUAGUUUAUACAGUUCCUCCCGGUUUGGUUUGUUGCACGCAGCGUUGCGCACGUCUGCAUGUGCGCCCGGGAAAAUAGUGUGUUGCGUUGACGGUCUCUCUUAUGCAAAACAGUCAGUCAUCAGACACCAUGUCGGACGCUUCUUCCACUUCGUCCACAGAUAACCACGGAGACGCGGGACUAAACGGUUCCUGGGUGGAGCUGGAGAUGAACAGGGGGUUGACCAGCCUCAGACAGUCGUCCCCUGAGGGCCCCCAGGCCUCAGGGCCCCUACUGCCCCUCCUGCCCCUCCUGCCCCUCCUGCCUCAGGUGGAGGAAGAGGAGGCCAUGGUGGGGGGCCUGGAGCACGUGCCCUCCUCCUCCUCCAUCCACAACGGAGACAUGGAGAAGAUCCUGCUGGACGCGCAGCACGAGUCCAGCCGCAGUAACUCCUCCUGUGAUAGCCCCCCCAGGCCACACACCCCUCAGGACGAAGGCCAGAUCAUCUUCGAUGUGGACGUUACCAGCCACAGAGGCAGCCAAUCAGAAGAAGAGGUGGUGGAUAAGGAGAGAGACAUGGACAUCCUGAUGAAGGACACAGACUGGGUCGCUGAUUGGUCGAGUCGACCAGAAAACAUUCCUCCAAAGGAGUUCAACUUCCGUCACCCACGGCGAGCAGGAACGCUCAGCAUGAGGAACACCGGGGCGAUGAAGAAGGGAGGCCUUUUCUCUUCUGAGUUCCUCAAAGUGUUCAUCCCUUCUCUGCUAAUAUCUCACAUCCUGGCACUCGGAUUGGGGGUGUACAUUGGGAAGCGGCUCACCACAACGGCCACCAGCUCCUUCUAGGAACACCUGAUCUGGAAGGGGGGGGGCUCUGUGGAGGAGGACGAGGUCAUGACCUCUCCCUCUCCCCUUCCUCCUAGCUCUCUUCCUUGACUCUCUCUCUCUCUCUCUCUCUCUCUCUCUCUCUCUCUCUCUCUCUCUCUCUCU